CGUCCGGAGUGUUGGUUCCGCUGACUGCGUCUGUUGUUAUUUCCGGGGUCUUUGAAUGGAAGGUUCGUGGCUCGAUGGAUCGGCACGGUUCGUCCUGACAGCGCUGUUCAUCGUGGUAUCGUGUACGUUCGGACGCCGGUCACGGUGCAGUGCCGAGGGAGUGUUCCCGGAGCCGGAUCCCUCCGAUUGCGAUCUGCUCGGUUGCGGUGGCCCGUACGAGUGUUACGGGAAUGGCUGGCUCAACUUUCUACCCCGAGUGCCCGGUGGUCCCUACAAUAUACCAGCCCUAAGUACGUUCUCUGUUUCCGGUAAUGGCGGAGGAGCUGCUGCUGCUGCUCGACAGAUCGAGUGUUUACUCGGCACGGCCAACAACUAUCUACCCUGGCUAACGGAGGAAGGCCGGUUGACGGUUAGCCCGGGCCGUCACGCGCUCGAUCUGUCCCAUCUCCGACUCACCGAUGCGGGGCUGCAAGUACUCGUCGAAAGUCUCGGAUUGGCCGUACCACUUGAAGGCGUACAGCACUUGUCUUUGGCGCACAAUGCAUUACUCCACGUACCGACGACAACACUAAACAGCAUGCCCAAUCUACGGCUUCUAUCGCUUCGUGCAAACACCUUAACCGAACUGUCUGCAGAAUCUAUCACUUACACCAAACUACCACCAUUGGCGGGAUUGCGCGUGCUGGAUUUACAGAACUGUAGCCUGCGAGCGUUGACACAUGAUUUCUUCGAGGACACUCCCAAUCUACAGUACCUUUUUCUGGCCGGCAAUAGCUUCCGAAUGCUUCCGAUGGAGCUGUUUCUACCGCUCCGAGGGCUUCUUCAUCUCGAUCUCUCCAACAUGGACACGAGCCGGCAGGGUGAGGAGCGUAUCGAGAAUCCGUUUAUGAAACUGAUUGCGGGCCUCGAUCUACACCAUAGUGUGUUUACGCCGCUUUCGAAUCUAGUGUUCCUGGAUCUGUCCAAUACACGGCUCGAGUUUCAAGCAUUCAUCGCCCUUCGUUCGAUUCAGCGACGGGUACGGUACGUGAGUUACUGUAACAUCGGGCUGCCAGCGAUCGUCGAUUACCUUUUCGUUGCUCGCUCGAUCGAGAUGCUUGACAUUUCGUACAAUGUCGGUAUGGCGCAGAGCCUUCACAAGGGGAGCUUUACGUUGCUGCGAAACAGUCUGGAGGUGCUGUACUUUAAGGACUCGAUGGUACAGCAGCUAACCUGGUUAGCGCCGCUCGGUAAGCUAAGGGUGUUGAACCUUCGUGGUAACAUCAUACGAGAGUUGCGCCGUGAUAGCUUCACCAACUUGACCCGGCUGGAGCGGCUUGAUCUGAGCUACAACUACAUUUCGGCCUGGAACCAGCAGAUCCUUACGAACACGGGAGCACUGCGCAGCGUGAAUCUGCGCAACAAUAGCAUCGUUAUCCUGACGACGGACAUGCUGUACGAUUUCUCGCGCCUCCAGAACAUGGGACUCGGUGGGAAUACGAUCCAGUGUUCGUGCAACUAUUUGAAAUUCCUCCGCAACAUUAUGCACAACCAGAGCGACACACCACCGGGCGCGUAUGCCAUUUCGGCGGAGCCACUGUACGCCGAUAAGUAUCAGGGUGGCUCGGGACCGUUGGUUUCGUUGCAACACGUCCAGCUGUUCGAUUACGAUGAGUCGGAGUACUACUGCAUGAACUUUACCAGUAACCAGAAGCUCGAUCCGAUGGAGCUUUCCGAUUGCGUGCUGUCCGAUGAGGAGUUGAUCGAUAUCGAUCUACCGGAGACGACGACCGGUAACACGUCAGAGGGGGACACGCUCGUGUACAUCUUCGUCAGCAUAGCGGCCACAUUCGUGGUGGUGACGGCGAUCGGUCUGUUUUACUAUUGGUUCCACAUCAAAUACUUCUUUACGAUCCUCAAAAACUCGACCAUACUGAGCUUCUUCAACGAUAACGAGAAGCUGUAUCUCGAUAGGAAUGGGUUGCUGAAGGACUCGGACUACCAUUACGAUGUGUUUGUGAGCUACAGCAACGAUGAUCGCAAGUGGGUGCUUGAUCAUUUGUUGCCAAAUAUGGAGGGUGUGAGCCAGGUGAAUCUGUGUCUGCACGAGCGUGAUUUUGAGGUUGGCUAUGGUAUUCUCGAGAACAUUAUAUCGUGCAUGGAUCGAUCGCGCUGCCUGAUGCUGAUCGUUUCCGAGAGCUUCCUGCUUAGCCACUGGUGUCAGUUUGAAAUGCAUCUAGCGCAGCAUCGAUUGCUGGAAACGCGCCGCGAAGAGCUGAUACUGGUGCUGCUGCAGGACAUUCCACGGCGCAAGUGUCCGAAAACGUUGAGCUACUUGCUGAAAACCAAAACCUAUAUCAAGUGGCCAACAGGAUCGGUGCACGAGCAGGCCCUGUUCUGGAAGCGGCUCCAUAAGGCGCUCUCGACGUCCAAAUGUUGACGAUCGUGAUCGGUGGCGCGAGAAGCAGCAGCAGCGCGCUUGGUGUGGCUCGAUCGGCGAUCAGCGCGACCGUGCAUACCAGUUGGGCGAUUUUUUCCACCCCAUUCGGGCUGCUAUCUCUUACAAAUUCGAGCAGAUGGAUUUAGGAUUUAGGAUUCCGCGGGAAUCGUAUGUUAUUUUUCUUAUUAGGAACUGUGUAUUAUAUACCAUUAAUUAUUAAAUAUCUCCCAAAAAAGG
This is a messenger RNA of Anopheles aquasalis, 2656 nucleotides long. Its product is annotated as toll-like receptor 13. Gene Ontology annotation, biological process: inflammatory response; immune response; toll-like receptor signaling pathway. Gene Ontology annotation, cellular component: plasma membrane. The record is from RefSeq and is a predicted model, not a curated record. Lineage: Eukaryota; Metazoa; Arthropoda; Insecta; Diptera; Culicidae. Gene Ontology annotation, molecular function: protein binding; transmembrane signaling receptor activity.